UCUGUUAUUUAUUGAACGACUUCACUCCCGAUCUGUGCAAUGAAGAUGGAUUAACUGCUCUGCAUCAAUGCUGCAUAGACAACUAUGAAGAAAUAGUUACACUCCUUCUGAGCCAUGGGGCCAAUGUCAAUGCAAAGGACAAUGAAUUGUGGACUCCUCUGCAUGCAGCAGCAACAUGUGGACACAUCAAUCUAGUGAAGAUCCUGAUUCAGCAUGGGGCCGACCUACUGGCAGUGAAUGCAGAUGGCAACAUGCCAUAUGACCUCUGUGAAGAUGAAUCAACUCUGGAUGUUAUUGAAACCUGCAUGGCAUACCAAGGAAUCACACAAGAGAAAAUCAAUGAGAUGCGAGCUGCUCCUGAACAGGCAAUGGUUGAUGAUAUUUCAGAGAUGAGUGCAAGAGGAGAGGAUCUGAACAUAAUAGAUGCUCAAGGUGUUUCACUGUUACAUAUAUCUGCAGCCAAUGGUUAUCUACAUGCAGCAGAGCUGCUUCUAGACCAGGGAGCAAGACUGGAUCUUAAGGACUGUGAUGGCUGGGAACCCCUCCAUGCUGCUGCUUUCUGGGGACAUAUGCAAAUGGCAGAGCUCUUAGUGUCCCAUGGAGCAAACCUGAGUGCCCGAACAGCUAUGGAUGAGAUGCCAAUAGACCUGUGUGAAGAAGAGGAGUUUAAGGUUCUGCUCUUAGAGCUAAAGCAUAAACAUGAUGUCAUCAUGAAGUCUCAAAUGAGGCAUAAGUCCUCCUUGAACAGGAGAACAUCAAGCACUGGAAGCAGAGGAAAAGUGGUGCGGAGGGCAAGCCUUUCAGAUCGAACAAAUCUUUAUAGAAAGGAAUAUGAGAAGGAGGCUAUUAUCUGGCAACAGAUAGAAUCUUCUGAGGAGCAAAGAACUUCUGACUACAAUAUUGACUUUCGGGAGGCUUCCUCUAACCAAGAGAACACAGAUCCAAACUUGACAACUGAUACAGCUAUAAUCCUUCCAGAGCUGGUAACAAAAGGAACACAAUGUGAUUCAGAAAAUUUGCUUCAGAAUGGACUCAGUCUACCCUCCAUUCCUUACCAAUAUUCUAUUCCAAAUGGAGAUGUUUGGAUAAUGCAUUCAGCCCUGGACAAUGAUGGAAGCCACAUAUUGCCCUACAAUACCCCUGGGAUUUCUGACUCUCAUCACAUCUGGGACGAGUACAAAGAAAGGAGCCACCAAACCCUUUCUGAACUGAAAAGGCAGCGAGCAGCAGCCAAACUUCUCAACCACCCCUUCAUUAGUACACACUUUAGUAGCGGUAUAGGAGACUCAGUGGAAAAUGGGGGAGAAGCUAAAGAACAUUUGAUUAGUUCCAGGACACCUUCUUAUACCUCCAAUGGAACUUCAGUUUAUUACACCAUGUCAAGUGGUGAUCCACCUCUCUUAAAAUUCAAGGCUCCCAUGGAAGAAAUGGAGGAGAAGGUGCAUGGCUGCUGCAGAAUCUCCUGAUCUCAGUUUAUUCCUACCAAGUUGGUAGGCAUGAUGCAUCCACUACUGAAUCUUCUUUUUUACUUCAUCACAGGAUCUGGUUUAAUCAUCUGGGACUAGGCUCUUCAAGGUUUAUGCAUACCUAAUUCCAUAUUUUGGUUUUGCAGUUUCAUUAAAAAUGGAGCAUAUGUAGGUAGAAAGAGAAGCGGAAGUGAAACUCUUUACACAUAACUUUUAUCUACUAGAUGAGAGAGUGUUUGUUUGAUUACAACUCUAAUCUGAUUUCAAAUAUCUAUUCAUGGGUUUCUGGGACCAUAAUCGGCACAUGAGAAAUAAAUUCUUUUGACAUUGGUACAGCAUUACUGACAAAUACUUUUUUACAAGCAGACUAGGUAAACAACUCUGUGUAAGGUUUUAUACCUGAAGAUAUAUGCACUUUAUGAUAACAACCAACCCAAAACCACGGCCUCUAAUGUGACUGCACUGUUGGAAUGUUAACUAACUUGCUGCCAAUUUUGUUUUGCCAUCAUU
Messenger RNA from Protobothrops mucrosquamatus (brown spotted pit viper), 1976 nucleotides. It is a transcript of the gene PPP1R16B, whose product is annotated as protein phosphatase 1 regulatory subunit 16B. The transcript has 9 exons. NCBI's taxonomy places the organism in Eukaryota, Metazoa, Chordata, Lepidosauria, Squamata, Viperidae. Gene Ontology annotation, cellular component: cytoplasm. Gene Ontology annotation, molecular function: enzyme inhibitor activity; phosphatase regulator activity; protein binding. The record is from RefSeq and is a predicted model, not a curated record. Gene Ontology annotation, biological process: regulation of sprouting angiogenesis; establishment of endothelial barrier. The annotation marks the transcript as partial.